UGCCGGUCGGCGAUUGCUGGUUAUACCGGUUCAUCAGGUAUCGAUCUUAUCGACCACGUCUACGUGAAAAGAGGAGUAAUGGGCACCACCCAGCUGUUCCGGGAAAGUUUAUCGAAUCCCAGAAACUCAGGACUCCUGAGAACUCUAGUGUUUUAUAAACGUUCGGCUCAUCGGCCAGGUAUUGAAUUACCUGGUGACAGUGUACCGCAAUCAAUCACUUGAAGAGUACAGUAUUAUUUAGCUUGGGCAUUUGUCAUGGCACUACAACGGGUCCUAAAUAUUGGCACUCAACUUAUUUCAAGGAAAUUCCAUAUUUCUCAACCUUCAUCCAAAGCAGUAAUCAUAGAUGGCAAGAAGAUAUCGAAGCAAAUUCAGAGUGAAUUAAAGGCUUCGGUGGACUCGUGGGUACUUGCUGGUAACAGGCGCCCAAAAUUGGUAGCAGUGCUUGUAGGCAACAAUGAAGCCAGUAAAUUGUAUGUCAAGAAAAAAUGCGUAACAGCUGAGUCUAUAGGUAUCGAUAGUGAAACAAUAACAAUGUGCGAAGACACUUCUCAAGAUGAUUUGAUUCGCGUGGUCGAAGAAUUAAACCACGAUCAUUCGAUUGAUGGUGUACUGGUGCAAUUACCACUACCAAACAACAUUGUUGAAAGAGAGAUCUGUUCCGCUGUAGCACCAGCUAAAGAUGUGGACGGAUUUCAUCUUGCAAAUAUGGGAAGACUGUGCUUAGGGGACAGGGGUAUAGUUCCAGCAACGGCGCUAGCUGUCAGGGAAUUAAUAAGCAGGUCGAACAUAGAGACCAAAGGUAAGAAUGCUGUGGUGAUUGGUAGAUCGAAACAUGUCGGAUUACCGAUAGCUCUGUUGCUGCAAGGAGAUGGAAAAGGUCAAGUGGGAGCUUUGGAUAUGACGACAACAAUUUGUCAUCGCUACACCCCCCAUGAGGAGUUAAAGAAAUAUACCCAAUUGGCAGAUGUCGUAAUCUCAGCAGUUGGUAUUCCUCGGUUACUGACAAAAGAUAUGAUCAAGCCAGGAGCAUGUGUUAUCGACGUCGCUAUUAACAGAGAAUUAGUCAAUGGAAAAUGGAAAUUAACAGGCGAUGUAGAUUUUAAUGAAGUAGCUGAAGUGGCUGGACAUAUUACACCAGUCCCUGGUGGAGUUGGCCCAAUGACUGUGAUUAUGCUUAUGAAAAACACCUUAGAGGUAUCUCAAAAAAGACCUCAACAGUUAAUCUAUGAAGUUGGUAAAGAAUUAGAGGAUACAGGAAGGAAAUUGCUCAACAAAUAUAAUUAAUUACUAACAGAGAAUGACAAGUAACCAUCAUUGGCAAUUCUGAAAAAUUCAUAUUUGAACGCUCGGACUGAUUACAAAGUAUUUUAUGUAAGGUCCUGAUUAAUCUGGACAAAUAAUUUAAUGAUGUGGAUUAAUAAUGCUUUUAUAAGUUUAAUAUAUAUUAAUUUAUAGGAUAUA
This is a messenger RNA of Orussus abietinus, 1464 nucleotides long. It is a transcript of the gene Nmdmc, whose product is annotated as bifunctional methylenetetrahydrofolate dehydrogenase/cyclohydrolase, mitochondrial. The record is from RefSeq and is a predicted model, not a curated record. Gene Ontology annotation, biological process: tetrahydrofolate interconversion. Bases 256 to 1287 code for a protein of 343 amino acids. Gene Ontology annotation, cellular component: mitochondrion. NCBI's taxonomy places the organism in Eukaryota, Metazoa, Arthropoda, Insecta, Hymenoptera, Orussidae. Gene Ontology annotation, molecular function: methylenetetrahydrofolate dehydrogenase (NADP+) activity; methenyltetrahydrofolate cyclohydrolase activity; methylenetetrahydrofolate dehydrogenase (NAD+) activity. The transcript is spliced from 6 exons.